Molecule: messenger RNA, 1548 nt
Organism: Elephantulus edwardii (Cape elephant shrew)
Lineage: Eukaryota; Metazoa; Chordata; Mammalia; Macroscelidea; Macroscelididae
Product: keratin, type II cytoskeletal 6A-like
Biological process (GO): keratinization; intermediate filament organization
Cellular component (GO): keratin filament
Molecular function (GO): structural constituent of skin epidermis
Source: RefSeq, a predicted model, not a curated record
AUGUCUAGCAAAUCCACCAUGAGCCAUCGUGCCUUCAGCACCAGCUCAGCCAGAGUCCCCAAGACCUGCCGCUCAGGCUUCAGCAGCGUCUCUGUGUCCCGCUCCAGGGGCAGUGGGGGCCUCACUGGGGCCUGUGGAGGAGCUGGCUUUGGCAGAAGGAGCCUCUACAGCCUGGGAGGCUCCAGGAGAAUCACCAUUGGAGGUGGCAGCUGUGCCAUGAGGAGUGGAUAUGGCAGCUGAGUUGGAGGUGGCUUUGGCUUUGGAGCAGGAGCCGGUGGUGCAUUUGGUUUUGGUGCUGGAGCUGCUAGUGGCUUUGGGCUUGGUGGAGGAACUGGCUUUGCUGGUGGCUAUGGGGGCUCUGGCUUCCCUGUCUGCCCUCCUGGGGGCAUCCAAGAAGUCACUGUCAACCAGAGUCUCCUCACUCCCCUCAACCUGCAAAUUGACCCAACUAUCCAGAGAGUGAAGACUGAAGAGUGGGAACAGAUCAAGACCCUCAACAAGUUUGCCUCCAUCAUUGAUAAGGUGCGGUUCUUGGAGCAGCAGAACAAAGUCCGAACCAAGUGGUUCCUGCUCCAAGAGCAAGGCACCAAGCCUGUCAGCCAGGACUUGGAUGAUCUAUUUAAGGGCUACAUCAUCACCCUGCAGAAAGAGUUGGAUUUUAUCAAGGGGGAGAGAGGCCAACUGGACUCAGAACUCAGGGGUGUACAGGACCUGGUUGAGGACAUAAAGAACAAAUAUAAAGAGGAAAUCAAUAAGCACAUGGCAGCAGAGAAUCAAUUUGUGACUCUGAAGAAUGAUGUUGAUGCUGCUCACAUUACUCAGGUUGGUCUACAAGCCAACAUGAAUAGUCUAACAAACGAGGUCAAUUUCCCCAAAGUCAUCUUUGAUGCUGAAAUGUCUCAGAUACAAACUCGUACCUCAGACACAUCUAUGGUCCUGUCCAUGGACAACAAUCGCAAACUGGACCUGGACAACAUCAUUGCUGAGGUCAAAGCCCAAAAUGAAGAGAUUGCCCAGAGGAGCAGGGCUGAGGCUGAUUCCUGGUACCAGACUAAGUGUGCCAACCUGCAGGCUGCCAUAGCUGAUGGUGAGCAGCAUGGAGAAAUGUCCUUCAAGGACUCCAAGAACAAGCUGACAGAGCUGAAAGAUGUCCUCCAGAAGACCAAGCGAAAUAUGGCCAGGCUAUUGAAAGAUUACCAAGAGCUAUUGAAUGUCAAGCUGUUCUUAGAUGUGGAGACUGCUACCUAUAGGAAGCUACUGGAAGGCGAGGAGUCCAGGCUGAAAGGAGAAGGUGUUGGACAAGUCAACAUCUUUGUGGUGCAGUCCAACAUCUCCAACAGCUAUGGCAGCACCAGUAGAACUGGUGGUGGAUUAAGCCUUAGUGGAGGCAGUGGCUGUUCUUAUGGUAGUGGUCACAGCCUUGGGGGUGGCUUCAGUUCUGACAGUGAGAGAGGCAUUGGAGGUGGCUUUGUUUCCACUGGGAACAACAGUUCCAUUGUGAAAUAUACCACCACUUCCUCCUCCAGCAGGAAGAGCUUUGAGAAUUGA